This is a messenger RNA of Metopolophium dirhodum (rose-grain aphid), 3275 nucleotides long. RefSeq lists its product as uncharacterized. The transcript has 11 exons. The record is from RefSeq and is a predicted model, not a curated record. Lineage: Eukaryota; Metazoa; Arthropoda; Insecta; Hemiptera; Aphididae. Gene Ontology annotation, biological process: DNA replication, removal of RNA primer. Bases 2056 to 3024 code for a protein of 322 amino acids. Gene Ontology annotation, molecular function: RNA-DNA hybrid ribonuclease activity; nucleic acid binding.
UUAUUACCUACUAUUUUACAUUUACUUUUUAGACUUAAAUUAGGCGUAAAAUAGGAAUUAUUCUUGUUUUUUUAAAUAAUUUUUUCGAAAAAUAUAUGUAACAUGUAUAGCUCAUACAAUUAUGAGUUUAUAGUUAAUAGAAACGCGGAUGUUUAUACUUCAUAGAUAUUUUUUUAUUGAAAUCGUGUAAAUAAUUUGAUUAAACAAUCAGGUACCUACUCAUCACUAGUAUCAAUUUUAUUAUAUUACGUGUAAAAUCACCGACACAAGGUGCAAACUGAAUUAAAAAAAUUAAAAACAUAAAACAAUGUUGUAGUAGAAGCUGGAAUGUAACUAUUAAAUUGAAUCAUUGAAUUAUUAUUCAGAGAUAACUUUGGGAUAAAUGCCAAACGUAUAAAUGUAAAUUAAAUUAAAAAUAAUUAAAAAACAUUUUGUGAAAGGAACAAGAAUACUGCUAAUAUUUAAGUCUUAAUUAUUAUUAACAAAUAAAUACAAAUAAUAGAUAUUUUAAUAGCUUUUUACUAUUAACAUUCAGUGUAAAUAUAGUUUCUGAUCGACUUACCUAUAUGUAAUAAAAUAAUUAUUCAUAUCAAAUAAUCCUAACAAUUUAAUGCAAGGAUUCUCAUAAAUUGAUCUUACAGCAGCCUUAAAACACCAAAAAUACAUUUGUACAUCAUUUACAAAAUUUUAGUUCCCUAUUAUGGUGUAGGUACUAAUACAAACAAUAAAUUGCUAUUCGAAAAAACAAUUUCGUAUACCUAUUAUUAUUUACUAAAUACCUACAACUAAACUAAACUAAAAAUAAACAUUUGAUUACAUAUACUGAGUGCCUAUAAAAUAAUAUUAUAUAUGAAAAUUGAAUCUUUAUUACGAAUACUUAUCGUUUACACAUACCACCAAGAAAAAAUAAUUAAAAAUAUUAAAAAAUAAAGAACACAUCAUUGUAAAAUUAAUACAGUCAUCGAUCCGCUCAGAAUCUAGAAUUAUGGACUCGGAGUUUUAGAAAUCUAGUUGGUAUUAUAGUAUUUGAUGAAUUUACUGUACCUCUAAAAUCCAGUAAUCACAUUUUUAUUUAAUAAUUCAUAAAAUACAAUAUGCUCUUAAAAAAAUAUUAUUGUGCUUCUGAUAUUUAUUCACCACCUUAAUCAGUAAUUAAAUUGAUAAACGAAAAUAAUAAUUUAAAUAAUACCCAUAUCAUAUUAUUAUAAUCAAAAUUAUAAACUAUUUUGGUUUAUUGUUAUAUCAAAUUUCAAUGAACAAAUUGUUCCUUAACACGGAACUCUUUGAUACAAAAAGUUGCAUUAUAUUAUAUCCGUGGAUUCAUCAUAUUGAUGUACCUAGUAUAAUAUCUAUCAUUUAUUUAUUUAUCUAUGGCAAAUCUCAGAGUCAUUGCAGAAAACACAUUUGACUAAAAAUUCUAAAAUUUCAAUAAGCAAAGAAGAUAUUCUAAGUUCUGGCUGUAAUCUGGAGCGUUUCCUCAUGGGCGUCGCAGUUCACACACGUCACGGAUUCCGAUGAAAGAGUCGAUAAUUAAAACUGAACUUUUGGAUCGGAGAUAUGAAGACGCGCGCUGCAUUUUCCUUGGCGGAGAUGCACAGCUCUGACACUAGACAAUAUUAUACAUUCGAAGGGAACGCGUUUCGCCGGAAGAAUAAAUAAUUACAAGUAAAGUUUAUAAAAAAAGCAAAAAAGCCAACGGCACGUAGUGUUCCCCAAGCGGUCACCCAUCCAAGUACUAACUACGCCCGACGUUGGUUAACCUCAGUGAUCGGACGAGAACUGGUGUAUUCAACGUGGUGUGGUCGUUGACAAAUACGUAUUUGAAAAGGCUGUAAAAAAAUUACAAAUUGCAGAAAACUACAGUGAUGUAAAUACCAAUACUGAUGUAAUUAAUGCCAAAAGUCAACAUCGCAUGAGGGCAAAAAAAAAGUAUGAUUCUGACUCAAGCUCUGAAUCUCCGACAAAACUUAAUUAUCCAGUAAAAGUGACAUCUUCAAAGCGUUUGAAGUAUCCAAAUCCUCCUGAACCUAUAUUGCAUCAUCAAGUACAUUUAAAAUGAAAACUCAAAUAACACCAACAUUGGACAAUCCUGCUACAUCAACUCAACGUAUGAUGACAAAAUCACCAGAUAUGUUUGGCGACCUAGAUUUAUUGAACCUCAGUAGUAUUUCUAAUUCAAGUGAACUCAACAAAAUUCCAGAUUUAACCAAAACCGAUGAGAAUUUAGAUGAUAGCUUACUUUCCAAAUUAAGCAUGGAAUUAAGUAAAAUUGAUUCACUAUUUCCAACACAAUCCAUACAGAAGAUUUCUAAUCAGCGUACCACUAUAAAAAGUUCUGAUAUAAUGGAUAGUGAAGGAAAUGAUAAUUUUGAAUUUGAUGAUGUAAUAAAGAAUAAUAAACCAUUUUCAUCAAAAAACAAAAGUAAAAAAAUGAUCGAAACUAGCAGUCAGUGUAAACAUGAUUUAUCUGUUCUUGAAGAUCUAGCCGAAGUGAAGGUAAAGGUUCAAAAACUGUUGUUGAAUCAAAAUACAAUACUAAACAAGUUGGACAAAUUACUAGCAAAUAAUGAUCGUUCAGUUGAUAACUGCCUGCAAAAUAUUACAUCAACACAAAUUAAUGAAUUUGAAAUACACUUCAAUGACAAUUUUCCACUAAAAGAAUUAACACAAUUUCAUCAUAUUAAUGACAUUUUAAACAAUAAAGCAUACUACAGUCUUAUGAAAAAGAAACUAUUAAUGUAUGGUGGAUCAAGCAUUAAUGAUGUUACACGCCACAUUCUUAUAAAACUUUUAACCAAUGAAAUAUCAAAACUUAUUACUGGUCAUAAAGGAAAAAAAACAUGUUUUGCCAGUACAAACUAUUUUAAAGUAUUACUAGAAGUUUUCCGAGUCUUUUAUGAAUCAGCCACUGAGAAUGAUGUCAAACCUGCUAUUCAAAGCUGGUUUAAACAUGCACCUGACCGUUUAACUACUACACAGCAUAAAAACAAUGGACCCACCAAUUCAAAUGAUCAAAAUACAUAAUUUAACUAGGUAUAAUAAGAAUUUAUUAUACCUAUUUUAAACAGCCAUUGAUUUUUUUUUUUAUAUAUAUAUUAUUUAUUCUUAUAAGAAAUAAACUGUUCAAAUUAGAUGUAAGUAUUUGAAGUGUAUUAUGUUUACAUAAUAUUAUAUUAAGUGUAUUAAAGUGAAGAUUUUAUAAAAAAAAUAAAAAUAUUAUGAGUUCAAUUAGGUACCUACUAAUUAAAUUGACAAUAUUGUACAUGAUGAAUGGU